Scomber scombrus (Atlantic mackerel) is the source of this 4500-nucleotide messenger RNA. RefSeq names its product neutral sphingomyelinase (N-SMase) activation associated factor (gene nsmaf). NCBI's taxonomy places the organism in Eukaryota, Metazoa, Chordata, Actinopteri, Scombriformes, Scombridae. Gene Ontology annotation, molecular function: protein binding. The transcript is spliced from 31 exons. Bases 25 to 2796 code for a protein of 923 amino acids. The record is from RefSeq and is a predicted model, not a curated record.
CCGUGUUUACAGAGAGGCUGCUCUAUGUUCACUCUCUACGGAGGAUGGUGUGCAGUCAUGGCCUUUUUAAAGACGCGAGAACGACACAAGGAAAGAUUUUCUCUCUUGUUGCUGGAUUUGGAGGAAUAUUAUUUUGAACAGCACACUGCGUACCAUGUGACCACCAGUUCAACCAAGGAGAGAAAAAUUAGAGGCUCGUUCAAGGUCUGCUCCAGAUCAGUCAUUUUUGAUCCAGAGGAUCUCGCAGAGCCAAUUUUAAAGAUUCUUCUUCGAGACUGUAAGAAGAUUGAGUUUGUGGAGAAAGAGACCAACCCCUUCAAUGAACCUAAACCAUCUAAAAUCUCUAUUUUAUGUGGACAGGUUAUUUACAUUAAAGAAAGCAAUGUCAUAGCACCUCACAGAACUGAAAGGGAGACAAAGACGAUGACCUUUCAGCUGGAGGGUUGGAAUAAAACAGAAGAUAUUGUUCAAACAUUACUUCAGCUCCACAGAGCAUCCUGUCUGGACAAGCUUGGAGAUCAGACUGCAAUGAUUGCAGCCAAUUUACAAUCACGACUGGCAAGAUCAUCAUUUGACAAAAACUGCUUUCAGAGUGUUGCUGAGAAGCCUCACAUGGAGUGUUCAGUGGAGAUGGUCAUGCCUCUGGUGUGCAACCCGGGCCACGUCUGCAUAACAGAUGAAAACCUCUACUUCCAGCCCCUCAAUGGAUACCCGGAGCAGGUGAUUCAGAUCAAACUCAAUAAAAUCAGGCGAAUCUACAAAAGAAGACAUGGACUCAGACCACUGGGUCUCGAGGUGUUCUGUACUGAGAACGACUUCUGCUCUGACAUCUACCUGAAGUUUUACAACACGGCAGACAGAGAUGAAAUGUAUUACUACAUCGCCACGUUCCUGGAGAACCACAUUACAGAGCACACAGCAGAGAGUUACAUGCUGCAGUGGCAGCGUGGCCAUCUGAGUAACUAUCAGUAUCUCCUCCACCUCAACAACCUGGCUGACCGCAGCUGCAACGACCUCUCUCAGUAUCCUGUCUUCCCCUGGGUCAUCGCCGACUAUACGAGCCCGCAGCUGGAUAUGACAAAUGCCGCCACAUUCAGAGACCUGAGCAAGCCUGUGGGAGCCCUAAACAAAGAGCGACUGGACAGACUGCUGUCUCGCUACAGAGGCAUGCCCGAGCCUCGCUUCAUCUACGGCAGCCACUAUUCAUCUCCAGGCUACGUCCUUUUUUACCUGGUCAGGAUCGCUCCAGAGCACAUGCUGUGUCUCCAGAAUGGCCGCUAUGACCACGCAGACCGCAUGUUUAACAGCAUAGGUGAAACAUGGAAAAACUGCUUAGACGGGGCCACAGACUUCAAAGAGUUGAUUCCAGAGUUUUAUGGGAGCGACUCCAACUUCUUGGAAAACAGAAUGAAUCUCGAUUUGGGCAGAAGGCAGAACGGAAGCUUAGUUUGUGAAGUCACCCUCCCACCAUGGGCCUCAGAUGCCAAUGAUUUUCUUCAAAAGCACAAGACAGCCCUGGAGAGUCAGUAUGUAUCAGAGCACCUUCAUGAGUGGAUCGACUUGGUGUUUGGCUUCAAACAGAGAGGCAGUGAAUCUGUGGCAGCACACAAUGUGUUUCACCCCCUGACCUACGAAGGCGGCAUAGACUGUGACAGCAUCGAGGACCCUGACCAGAGAAUCGCCAUGCUGACACAGAUACUGGAGUUUGGCCAGACGCCCAAACAGCUGUUCAUCACCCCUCACCCUCAGAGGAUCACGCCCAGGUUUCAUAACAUCACUCGAAGCUCCAGCCUCAACUCACCUGUCAGCGAACUGUCUCCAGCCUCUCCUAGUGAAGACUCGUCCUUUGAAGACCUGACAGAGGAGAGCAGGAAGAUGGCCUGGUCAAACAUGAGCAAUCUGAAACCAGUGACCAGCCACAGGAUCCAUAAGGAGGCGGUGACAGGCAUCACUGUGACUCGAGACGGAUCAGCUGUUUUCUCCACAUCUCAAGACUCAACACUUAAAAUGUUUUCCAAAGAGAUGAAGGACUUCCAGAGAAGCAUGUCUUUCUCUAACAUGGCUUUAUCAUCAUGUUUGACGCUGGCAGAUGGUAAAACUGUGGUGUGUUCUUCGUGGGACAACAAUGUUUAUUUCUACUCCAUCCCGUACGGCAGGCGACAGGACACGCUGAUGGGUCACGAUGAUGCCGUCAGUACAAUGUGUUGGUUUGACGACAAGCUCUACACGGCAUCCUGGGAUUCCACUGUCAAGGUCUGGCACUGUGCUUCUGAUAGCUUAUCCAGUCACAAGAGAUCCCAGUUUGAGUUGCUGGCUGAGUUGGAACAUGAUGCUGGGGUGAACACUAUCGGUCUGAAUCCAGCAGGGACUCUGCUGGUGUCUGGCUGUAAGGAUGGGACCGUCAGCAUCUGGGACACCAGCAGUUAUGGAACACUUCAGCAAAUCCACUGUCACGACGGGACCAUCCAUCACAUGGCCUUUAGUCCUGACAGUAGACACGUUCUCAGUGUUGGUGCUGACUCCUGCAUGAAGGUUAUUGAUGUUCAGACGGGAAUGGUGAUCUCAUCUGUUAAAUCUGAAGUGGAGCAAAGGUGUUUCUGCUGGGAUGGGUGCUCAGUGCUGUGUGGGGGGCAGUCUGGUGACCUCCUGCUGUGGGACCUGCUGAGCAACACAGUCACUGCCAAGAUCCCAGCUCACUCAGGUGCGGUCACGGCCAUGUGGAUGAAUGAGUUGUGCACCACAGUGAUCACAGGCGGAGAGGACAGACAGAUGAUCUUCUGGAAGCUCCCGAGUUAAAGAAACUGUCUUUAUAAGAAGACUUCCAGUGCAAUAAACUGGACGACACUGGCCAAGUAUCCUGCAGACUACAAGACCCAAGUAACCGACUCAGAACAGAGACUUGUUUAACUGCCGUUAAGACUCCAGAACUUACUGUAAAGGUUCAGUAUCACACAGCAGCUGGAGCAGGGGGACAGUCAAAGUCUCAACAGUUCUCUGUCAAAAAUUCAAACAAAAGGUCAUGUAAGUCAGUAAUUGCUUUCUGCAUAUUGAGAGAGAAAAUGUCCAAUUGCAGUUUUGUGCAUAAGAACAGGAAACUACUAAAACAGUGUACACGCCUUAUUUUUCACUUUUUUUGUUUUUGUUUUCAGUGUAUUCUGCGAUUGUUUGUACUUUCGUUUCCUCAGUAUGAUGUAUCAUGUUAAACUGCUUCUUUUUAAAAAAAAAUUAGUGAUCAUGUUUCUGUAGCUUUAUGUGCAUUGUUUUAUUCUGUGAAGUGGACUCAUGAUGUGUGUCACAAGCUUCAGGCUGCUCAGGUGUUAUCAUUACCAAAUAACACUGACCUUUAAAAUGUAUCUUUCCUGUCUGUUUUGUUACCAUCUCUUCAGCCUCAGAGAUUUCCACAGAUUGUUUAAGCUUAUUACAGUAUGCUGAGCUGCACAAGUUGCUACCACUAAUAUAGUAUUAUAACCACAAAGCAGUCUAAACAACUGUUUGCAAAAGUCCUUUAGGCAAAUUGAAUAGAGGUAAUGUAAGUGUCUGAAAGCAUAAGAAUAAGAGGACAAAUUAAAAUGAAAGCUGGACUAUCUAUAUCUAAUAUUUUAUAUAGACUAUAAUAGUGGCCGUACAAAAAUGUACUUCUUGAUGGAGAACAUUUUCAUCUUCACAGACUGAAAUUAUGUCUGUUAUAAUUGCUUCUAAUAGUGGUUAAUGUGUCCACACACAACAUAAACGCUAUCGCUGCUCUGCCUAACUUUCCAAUUCCUUUUUUAAUUCACUUAUUAAAGAAACAAACCCCAGAUUCCAAACAAACCGAAAUAACUACAGACAGGAUCAGAGGUCAUCCUGGAGUAACGAAACAACACGUUGUGUAGUAAACAUUGUUUUAUAUACAAAAAAUAAAGCACAAUAUAUAAUAUACACACUUUAAACAUUAUGUUAACUUUCAGAUUUGGUUACUGGCACUAAUCAAUUGAAAAUUAGACAUUUCUUUAUCUUGAAAGCAAAAAGGUUACAAAGUGAAGAUCAUUAGAUUAUAAUUACAUUUCCAUUAAGGUUGUGCAACUUUCCAUAACAUCUUAUGGGUUUCAGUUAAAUGUCUGUGCUAAAGACCUUGCAUCAUUUAUCCCGAGGCUUUGGUGUUGGAAUGGACCACAAGUCAAGCAUUUCACAACUCCCCUUGUGAAUAUAUUACCAUUUGAGACUUUCAUUAGCCAAUGAAAAGUGGAACACACUAAUUGAAUCAAAUGUGAAAUGGUGAAGCUCAAAGACUUCACACAUCUCAAUUCCCUUGCUCUGCCUGUGGACGAAAGACAGAAAAAAGACACGUUAAUACUAUUCUAGAGGCUCAUUAGUGUCUCCGCUAGAUUAAAUGUUCUAGAACAAUGCUACUUUAUCUACAGAAGUGAAAAGGUCACUUGAAUUACUUAGCUUUUAAAAAACUGACAAAUUCAGGCUUAUUUCCAAUUGUUCACAGCUAAAUCAAUAACUAAACAAUUUGAA